This is a messenger RNA of Ostertagia ostertagi, 279 nucleotides long. NCBI's taxonomy places the organism in Eukaryota, Metazoa, Nematoda, Chromadorea, Rhabditida, Trichostrongylidae. The record is from the annotation of a GenBank genome assembly.
AUGGGAGCACUGAGUUUUUCUAAAUCCCGUUGUAGUGAAUCUUUACGUGGAGCAUACGAGACAAAUCCUAUUGUGUCGAAACUUAGAGAUGAUGUCCGAUCAGGCCCACCGCACAACGAGACGACGCCGAGCAUCACUUUGACCGAAACAACGACCAAAACAACGAUAACGACACCACAGCCGGGAUUUUCAAAACGUGUCACGGAGACGCAUUGUAAGACUAAACAGGUGAAGGUAUGCCCUGAAAGGAGAGGUAUGUUGCGCUCAUUCGUAGUGUAG